Molecule: messenger RNA, 1116 nt
Organism: Tetrapisispora phaffii CBS 4417
Lineage: Eukaryota; Fungi; Ascomycota; Saccharomycetes; Saccharomycetales; Saccharomycetaceae
Exons: 1
Coding region: 1-1116 (371 amino acids)
Source: RefSeq, a predicted model, not a curated record
AUGGCUGUCUCAUUUAAGCGUAUUUGUUCUGAUGUGAAUAUCAGUGGACCAGAUUAUAAGAAAAAAGAAUUGGUUUUUAAAUUAACUGAUAAUAAUACUAGUAGUAAAGUGUCAUCCAAUGCUUCUUCUUCUUCUUCGAAAAAUGGAAGCGCUGAUGUUGGUUUGCAAAAUUAUAAGAAUUUUAUAAAACAAUAUUCAUGCUCAGAUCAAAAUACUACAAGUAUGGACUCAGAUGAAAAUUUAGGUGUAUUUACAAAAUCAUCGAGUAAUUAUAGAUAUAAUACUGAUUCUAACGAUUUUAAUGAUACUAAUACUAUUACUAAUACCAACAAUAAUGACAAUAAUAAUGACAAUAGCAUAAAAGAUGAAACUAUAAGGAGGUCAUCUAUAAAUUCAAGAUCUGGCUCGUUCUCGGUUUCUCAAAGAAAACAUUCACAACUUUUCAGAGAUGAUUUAGUUGCAAGGGAGCGCUGUUUUGAUUACAUCACACAAUGUAUAGAUGAAGUCUGGGGACGUUAUUGUAAUACUACUGCAAAUGCUGAGGCGCUGGUCUAUGGCGAUUCAAGCAAUAAAAACAAUUACCCAAUUUCACCUGCUUCUUUGUCUUCGAACUCACCAGUAUCUUACAAUACAACUACAAUUGGCACUAACAGUGAUAGGACCACGUCCAAUGAUGAUUUUCUAUCUAUGAAGCCAAAAGUAACAAAUAAACAAAUAAAGUCAUUUAAUUCAAACACCUGUAAGCCAUUGGUUCUUACCGAUAAUGAACUUGAAGAAGGAUCGGAUUACAGUUGUGAAUCCGAUUACGAAGACUAUAAAUCGGAAGUAACAAAUAUCACAGAAUAUGAAACCGAUAGCGGCUCGGAUGUGAGAACCGUUUCGAAUCUACCAGAUUCGGUGAAAUUACAAUCGCUGAAAUGUAGAUUGGCUAGAGCAAAAGAAGAUUUGGAGGAUAUUUAUGAUUCAAAUGAAUAUCAAGACUGUGUUGAUUUCUGGAGACGUUGGGAUAUGCUGAAAUACAACGCUGUGGAAAUGAUGGAAGAUGACGAUGAUGAUGACGUCAUCGAGUCUGCGAUCGAAGAAUUAGAAAUGGGCAGAUUUUAUAGAGAAGUGUAA